AUGAAGCUCGACUGCACGCUGCUGCUGUAUCUCUCCGUCAUGUGGUUCCUCUUCGGCAUCAACCGGGCGAGCUACAGCACCGCGUACAUUAGCGGCAUGAAGGAAGCCGUCGGCUUCGCGGGCAAAGAGUUCAACUACAUGGAGACCAUCUUCCUGGUCUUCUACGUGGUUUUCCAGGUGCCCUGCAUGGUGCUUCUGACGCUCGUCCGCCCGAGAUACGUGUUCGUCACGGCCAACGUGCUGUGGAGCAUCCUCACGCUGGCCACGUACCGCGUCGAUCAUGUGUGGCAGGUCUUCAUGCUGAAUGGCGUCGAGGGCGCGUGCAUGGCUCUCGCGUAUGUUGGCGCCCACUUCACGUACGGAGCGUGGUAUACCGAGUCCGAGCUGGGAACCAGAGCCGCCAUCUUUUGCGGCUUCGGCAACCUGGGCAACAUGGCGGGCGGAUGGAUCCAGGCCGGGCUGCUGGCGUCGCUCUCCGGAGGACCCCUUCCGCCGUGGCGACUCAUCUUCAUCGUUGUUGCCGCCAUGGCCUUUCCUCUCGCUCUCAUCGGAUGGUUCUUCAUCCCCGACCUGCCCCAUCACCGCAGCGCGUGGUUCCUCUCGGCAGAAGAGCAAGAAUACGCAAUCAGGAGAAUGGGCAAAGCGCAAGAGCACACCUGGGACCGCACCGUCUUCCGCCGCGUCCUCCUAAGUUGGCAGUUCUGGCUCCUGCCAACCAUAUUCAUGCUAUUCGCCCUCUGCAUACAAUGCCUAGGCAACAACGUCAUCCCGCUCUGGAUGGCGUCGAGAGGGUACAGCGUCAUCCAGCAGAACAACUACCCGACAGCCAGGUACGCCGUCGCCAUCGUCGCCACCCUCGUGUACACCAUCGUGUCCGACCGCCUCAAGUCUCGAUGGGGAUGCUCCCUCUGCAUCGGCUUCACCUUUGUCGUGGGCAGCGCCAUCCUGGUCGCGCACCCUGCCUCGGAUGCGGCCUACUUCUUUGCCUUUUUCCUCCUCGGCACGACGUACGCGCCGCAAGCGCUGUGGUACUCGUGGGCGGCCGACCUGACGGCCCACGACGUGCAGCUGAGGGCGCUAACGACGGGGUUCAUGAACUCGUUUGAUUUCGUGUUUGUGAGCUGGUGGGCGAUUGUGUUUUACCCCGUGACGGAUGCGCCAGAGUAUCCGAGAGGGUUCGUUGCCAGCUUGGUGACAGGUGCUUUGACGAUUCCCAUCAUUGCCUUGAUUGCGUAUCUCGAGAGACGGGGUCGUCAGAUUGGCACGAUUGGGAGGAUGCUGGACGAUGCGGAGGGGCCGGGGAAGGCCGAGGGGCAAUGUGGCGAUGCAAAGGAGACAAAAGCGGCCGCUUGUCCUCCAUCGAACUAG
Messenger RNA from Ustilaginoidea virens, 1368 nucleotides. RefSeq lists its product as uncharacterized. Gene Ontology annotation, molecular function: pantothenate transmembrane transporter activity. Gene Ontology annotation, cellular component: plasma membrane. The transcript has 4 exons. The coding region runs from base 1 to 1368 and encodes 455 amino acids. The record is from RefSeq and is a predicted model, not a curated record. Gene Ontology annotation, biological process: pantothenate import across plasma membrane. NCBI's taxonomy places the organism in Eukaryota, Fungi, Ascomycota, Sordariomycetes, Hypocreales, Clavicipitaceae.